AUGGCGCAUGACGGGUACUCUGAUAGUUGGCCACCAUCAAGCUCAUGUAACCGAAAACUUACUAUACGAACAUAUGGAAAACACUUAUGGCUGCAUUCAACAACAUCUGACUUUGAAUUCGUCAUACUUGAUGAGGUACACUGUAUUGGUGAUGAAAAUGUGGCUAUAGUCGAUGCUUAUUGCACUAGACAUGUGAAACCAAAUAAAUUGAUAAAGAUGACAGCCACUCCUGUUAAUAAGAAAGGUGCACACAUCCUUGGAGGAGACGAUGCCAUAUCUGCUCUGAGAUACCCAGUUGCCCAAGAGGAUGUCCUUAGGAAAAUAAGAUAA
Molecule: messenger RNA, 330 nt
Organism: Arctia plantaginis
Lineage: Eukaryota; Metazoa; Arthropoda; Insecta; Lepidoptera; Erebidae
Source: the annotation of a GenBank genome assembly